AUGGUGACUGCAGCCCUCGUACUCGCGCUCGCGGCCUCGGCCAUGGCCGCACCCGCACCCAGCCACGCUCACGCUGAGCGCAACCUCGACCCGCGCCUCGGUCCCGUCCACGUCGGUAUCAACACCGUCCACCACGAGGAACGCACGGCGCACCACAUCACCCGCGACUUGGCCCGCGUCAAGGCCAGGUAUGGCCACAUGAUCAACAUGCCCCUUGGCGGGUCGCUCGACUUGAACUUGGACUUGGACUCAAACUUGGUCAAGCGCCAGAGCGCGAGUGUCGUCGUGUCCGCAACCGCUCCCGCAAGGAGCACGUCCAGUGCCUCUGGCGAGGCCCAGAUCGUCGGCCAGGCGGGCGCGCUCAACGCCACGGGAUCGAGCAACGUGUCGGCUUCGACGACUGAGUCUCUGACCAACUUGAACAGGGAUGUAUACUACACCAUCCCUGUGACUCUUGGCACUCCAGGAACCACUGUGGAUGUCACGUUUGACACCGGCUCGUCCGACCUGUGGUUCAACUCGCGCAACGUCUCCAUGUCGGCGUCGUCGACCUACAAAUCGACGAAUGAAACCCUGGAGCUCCAGUACGCUAUCGGCUACGCAAAGGGCACGUACGCUACCGACACGGUGGCCGUGGCCGGCCAGGUCAUUGACGACUUCAAGUUUGGAGUUGUUACACGCACGUCAGACUUUUCGGCACCCAUGGCAGGCCUGCUCGGCAUGUCGUGGCCCAUGACCAACACGACUUCGGGCAAAAACUAUACCGACCCCUUCUGGCACGCCGCCGUUGGAGGAUGGCAGGACAAACAGUUUGGCGUCUACUUGGCGCGCAACGAGAAGACAACCGACCAGAACGUCGCCAAGCCCAUUACGCCCGGCGGCCAGGUCACGCUGGGCGGUGUCAACACCGACUUGUUUGACGGCGACCUCACCUACAUCGACCUCGUCAACGCCACCAGGCCCGCAUACUGGGCUGUGCCCCUCGACGCCAUCACAAUGUCCGGUGGCGGUGGCUCGUCGACCGCCAAUUCCGUCAACCCCGGCAACGCGUCGGCCAUCAUCGACUCGGGUACCUCUGUCAUUCUCGGCGGCACCACGGUGGUCUCGCAGAUCUACCGCAGCCUGAAAAAUGCCCAGCGUACCGGUUCUGGCUCCUCGUACUGGGCCGCCCCUUGCGACAGCUUUAACAAGUGGAGCGUGGGCUUUACCUUCGGGUCGCAGACGUACAACAUUACGGGUGACGACCUCAUGUACGCCGCGCACCCGUACAGCACGGGCUACUGUCUGGGCGCCAUCCUGAGCGCCGACGGCUACGACGAGUGGCUCAUGGGCGCCCCCUUCAUGAAGAAUGUGUACACUGCCCACCGCUACGACCCGCCCUCGAUCGGCUUUGCCCCCCUCGCCGCUGGCGCGGCCAAGGCAAUCAACGCCGGCGCCGACGCGGUCAGCGCCGCGUCUCCGCGUGUUCCCGCCGCCUCGGCCGCCCUUGGUGCCGUCGCGGUGGCAGCCAUUAUCGCUGCUGUGAUCUGA
Molecule: messenger RNA, 1530 nt
Organism: Apiotrichum porosum
Lineage: Eukaryota; Fungi; Basidiomycota; Tremellomycetes; Trichosporonales; Trichosporonaceae
Exons: 3
Coding region: 1-1530 (509 amino acids)
Biological process (GO): proteolysis
Molecular function (GO): aspartic-type endopeptidase activity
Source: RefSeq, a predicted model, not a curated record